UCUCAGACCGUUACCGACUCUCCCUCCCAGCCGUCCUGCUGGAGCGCGGAGAUAAGCCGGGUGCUGUAGUGCCGGUGACGUUCACCCUUUGCAGCCCGGCCGGGGACGUUCAGCCUAUGGUAACGUUUGCCUUCAUUGCGUAGAAUAAUGUCACCGAAGAAACCAGGUCUCAGACAGCCUCGCUGAAGCACGCACGGUAGAAACCCACCCAGCUGCCAGACGUCCUCAGUCUGGACCCGUCUCUCAGGUCUGUCCCGCCUGCCGGGCACCCAGCGGGGUCACCCUGCCCUUUCCCGGCGCUCCUGCUACCCGCGCUGCCGCGGCGCUGGGCUGGGCAGCAGCCCCCGCAGCCCAGCGGCCAGGCGGUGCCGAGGCGUCCUUUGUGCUUGUGGCACCGAACCGCCGCCGCGGGGAGGUGUGCCCGCGUGUCCCCGUGCCGGCUGUGCCUGCCCGCGGGGCCGCUGGACCGAGGCCGCCGCGGAGCUCUCUGGAGCCUGCCCGCCCCCCGGCCGCACCGCCCUGCGGCCGCAUCAAUAAUUAACGGCGGCUCGGGUGUCCAGCGCCUUCCUUCUCGACACUCUACCCGGGGCGGCGGGAGCGUCUCUCUCUGCUCCCCCUGGAUGCGCCGCCGGUUUCCAGUUACCGCGAUGCCAGGCGGUAGGGCGGGAGGGGCCGCGGUAGUGCUGCCACUGCCCCUGCUGCAAUGAGUGAUGCUGCCGGGGGCGGUGGCGGAGGAGGAGAAGCGCAGAGCCACCGCGGCUUCUCCGCCGGUGGCUGCGGGAGCAGCGGCUGUGCGUCGGCCGGGCAGCGGCGCAGGGCGCGGCGGCGUGCGGCUGAGGAGCCCGGGGCCGGCAGCAUGCCGGCUGGGGAAGGGGACAAGGAAGAGGCGUUGCCACCGCCUCGCUCUGCCGCCCUGUUGCGGUGGGACGAGGUGCCUGAGGACUUCGUGGAGUGCUUCAUCCUCUCGGGCUACCGGCGGCUGGACUGCUCGGCGCAGGAGUGCCUGGCCUCGGUGCUUCAGCCCACCAACGAGACUCUGAACGUCUGGACCCACUUCAUCCCGCUGCUGUUCUUCCUCAACCGCUUCGGGCGGCUGCUGCUGUGGGGGGCCGGGGAUGUGCCCUUUCACCACCCGGCCCUGCUGCCCCUCUGGUGCUAUGCCUCGGGGGUGCUGCUCACCUUUGCCAUGAGCUGCACGGCCCACCUCUUCAGCUGCCUCUCCCCGCGCCUCCGCGCCACCUUCUACUACCUGGACUACGCCUCCAUCAGCUACUAUGGCUUUGCCAGCACCGUGGCCUACUCCUACUACCUGCUGCCAGGCCUGAGCCUGAUGGACGCCCGUGUCAUGAGCCAUUAUGUGCAGCAGCAGCUGGGCUGGCAGCUGGACUGCAGCCUGCCCAUCAAGGCCUACCGUGCCCUGAUGCUGCCCGUGGCCCUGGCGCUGGCCGUGGGCUGCACAGCCGCUUGCUGCCACAGCCGUGCCACCUGCUGUGCCUACCCCUUCGCUAUACGCACCUUUGUCUUCGUCAUGCCGCUGAGCAUGGCCUGCCCCAUCAUGCUGGAGGGCCUCCUCUUUGACCUUCGCGCCCGCAACCCCACGCUCUUCAUCUACUUCUACCGACGCUACUUCUGGCUGCUGGUGGCUGCCUUCUUCAACGUCAGCAAAAUCCCCGAGCGCAUCCAGCCAGGGCUCUUCGACAUCGUGGGGCACAGCCAUCAGCUCUUCCACAUCUUUACCUUUCUCAGCAUCUAUGACCAGAUGCACUACGUGGAGGAUGGUCUGGCCGAGUUCCUCAAGGCACCCCAGGCUGCCCCCACCUACCUGGGCACCGUGGGAUAUAUGCUGCUCCUGACGAUCUGCCUGGCCGUGGUCGUCAGGAGGUUCCUCAGCGUCACAGACCUCUGUAAGCAGGACUAGCGAGGCUGCCAAGCCUCAGGACAGCAACCACCGCACCAGUCCCCUUGGGGCUGGAGACCCUCGAGCCGACAACCUUCAUGUUGGCCCUACCACGUCCUGAAGAUGCUGUGAUGCCUCGGGGAGAUACACCUGUGGAAGAGCCAGGUCCCUUCUGCAGAGCGUUACCAGAGUGAAAGGAGCAGGUGGAACUGCUUGUGCUCUUUAAACGACUAGGUUACCAAGGGAAGUAAAUGCUUACCGGUACGUUACUGCUUAGAGUAGAAGCUGAAAUAAUUUAGCUCUGCUCCUAGGAAGAAUGCAUGGACUGUGAAUGCCACUUAACCAAUUUCAGAACAAUUAGAGAUAAAGUAGCUCUUGGAUAUACAUAUAUAUAUAUAUAUUUAUAUAUCUAGCUAUAUAUUUAUUAGCUACAUAUAUGUGUGUGUAUAUAUACACACCUGAAGACACUUGUGCAAUGAUUACUCAGACUUGAUCAACUCCUAUGUCAAAUUUCCUAGCAGAUUAUGCACUGGCAUUUAUCUUCCUCUGUGAUACUUUAACAAGCCUUUGCAGCCACAUACUGGAUUUUAAAUGCAAACAAAUCAAUAGCUAGCUAUAGUUUUUAAGGUCUUGCAGCCAGGGAACAAUAGAUUUAGCAGAGAGGAAAAACAGCUGUGAAUUAUUACAGAAUUACCAGCUGAUGGAGAGACUUUAAUUAGACAGACAGUGAGUGGUUGGUGUAGCCACUCGGAUACUGAAAUAAAAUAAAGGGAUAUGUAAAAUAACUGAACCAGAAAGAGGCCAAACUGGCUUUGAGUGGGGGCAGGGGGGAGAAGGGCACUGCAUAAUGGCAUAGCUCUUCGCCCGGCAUGUCAGGAACAUCUGUUGUGUUAAGGAGGUUGCUAAGGGGGCCCCUUUAUCUUCCCUGGUAAAUCACUCCCAAAUCAGCCCUUUAGCAUCAAAGUCAGAUGCCAGACUUUCUGUAAGCCCCUGCCAAGCUCAGUGGGAGUUUUGUGGAUGUAAAGAGAGGAGGUGAAGCAUGAGGUCUCAUUCUGGAUCUUUUAAAGAAUGACACGGAACUAGUUACUCUGCUCUUUAAUUAGUAAACUGUCAUAUUUACCAUUCUAAAACUAGUUGCAGAAUAAGGUGCUGCUUAGUCUGAGUUCUAGACCUAAAAAUCUCUCUCUACAAGUACCAAAUACUGGCACUUUCUCAUCAUUCCCCACCUUUUCCUAUUUUCAUUAGUUGCUCCUGCAGCUGAGUUUGAAGUUCAGAGGUUUUGAGGGAGUUCAAAGAGAAGAAUUAUGAGAUAUUCUCCAAAUCUUUUCACACUAGUCCAGGUAUUGUCCUUCUCACAUGACAAAACAGCUAACUGUAGAUUGAACUUAAUCUCUGUGUAGUAGAGACAGUUUUGUAAACCAUUUGCAGACUUUAUGGACAGAUGUAUUUUGGUUUUGUCCAACAUAACAAGUGACAAAUAUGCAAUAGAUGUAACACAAGGGGGUUACAACUUGAAGUUUAGGUGAGAAACUACUCCUAUACCCCAUUUUCCUAACAAAAAGAGGUGAUGGUUCCUUAGGAAAUGGUAUCACACUGCACAAUAGUGGGUUGGCUCUUUAACUCAGCCUCUUUGCCUAUAUGAUUGAAAUGGAUUUCUGCUUGAGCCUUUCCCAUUUUCAUGGACAUGGCAUCCAAACCCCAAGAAAAUAUUUUGAGUCCACUCCCCGAGUCUUCUCUAAGACAAAGCCCCCUUUGUUUAUAGGAAGGACUAUAUCUAAUGAUGAUUAAUAUAAGUUAGAAUAAUCACAGAAACCAGUAAUUGAUAUGUCUUGUACUAUAUCAGGUUUGUGAAAACUUCCCUGUGAAACAGCGUGAGCUGGAAGGAAACUACACCCACUUAGUUUUAGCACAGCCCAUUUUAACUACAAUGGUUUGACUCUCUGAGAUUUUCAGUGAAUUAUGAGAAUGGCCUAACAAUAAUACCCUUUUCCAGGCCCAGUUCUGCCAGUAUCUAAUUUGUUGUAGGGUCAGAUGUGGUCUCUUACAGAGACUGGCUAGAUUUUUCUGAAACAGCAAUUCCCAAGCUGUGGCCUCUUGAGUUACCACUGAUAGGGCAUGAAAACCAGCAUGGCCCCUUGUGGCUGUCGCUGUUCUAUUUUCAUUUGCCAACCUGCAUUCAAAGAAAACGAAAAGCUACACAAAGUAUUUUUAACUUUACAUUUUUUUUUAAUUAACCUCUGUUGUAAAUAUGGCAUUGCUUUAUUCAGCCCCUAAUAAACCAGGUAAUUAUCUGUGCUACUGGAAGAGGAGGCUGGUUCACAACACUCUUGUGCUUUGAAAUACGCUUUAGAUUGUGAAACAACAUUGGAAACCCAGAAAGCAAAUGGAUCAAGACCCAUAACGGUGUCAUCCUAUGAAUUUUGACAACUGCAAAAAGAGGUCACAAUCUUUGAGAUGUGCUGUAUUCAAGUUAAAAUAAUGGAGGCAAAGUAGAGCUCAAUGACUCAUCCAAGUUUCAAAACUAAUUAUGCAGGAAGUGUUUGCCAGAGAGAUGCCACUAGCACGUCUAACUAGCAAUUAAGAAGUAAGAAAGAAAUCAGAAAGGCCAGGGAGAGAAAAUCUCAGCAGUAGGAGACAGUUCAGAGACAACAGUGAAAUCCAAAUGUCAUUUUAAGGAAAGGGUUUUAAAGGAAUACUGUGUAAUGAAUUGUGUUUGUUAUUCACAACAUAGAGGGCAUCUUGAGAGGCAGUGUUUAAAAAAGGCUGUUGCUAACUCAUAAAAAUACAUUUGAUAUUUGUAGUUAGGCCACCCAGGGUCAUCUAUAUAUAUAUAUCAACAACAGAUAACAGUGUAAAGGUUGGGUUGCAAGCAACUGCAGUUUUACAGGACUCUUGCUGCUAUAAGAGUUGCCUGUAAGCUCCAGUCGUGCUGUAGAUUUGGUACCUGGCUCUGCUAGUAAGGAUAUUUCUUUAUUCACAACUUACUAUAGGCAAAAUGUUGAGGCACGUGUAUGAGCCUGAGCACUUUGUGGGAUUAUUUGUAACUGCUAGUUGCAAGUGCUGCUCUCUGAGCCAUCGUAAGCAGGCUAUGUGAAUCAGGAGUGAAUGGGUACAGGGAGAUGUGAAUAGGUUUUAAGUCUUCUAAUUUAUGUGUGUUUACUUAAAACGUGGCUACAAAUCAAAAAGUUAGAGUAAGUGUGGAGACUAUCUAUGGAAAUGCCUGAAGGUCUGUGUUUACUCAGUGAAGGACAUGUAUGUAGAUAAUUGCUCUGUUUUCCAUGUCCAGUAGUCAGUCUCUGUAAACACAGAGGGAAGAAAACUGAGAGGUUAAAACUGGAACAGUAUAUCUAUAAUUAUAGUGCUUGACUUUGCUUGUGUAGAAGGGAAUGUCAGCAUUGACGUGGCUUGUAAGGGAGCGAGAUCUCUUUGUGGUAUGAAAGCACAUCUGGUUGAACAUCUGUAAGCACGUCCAGAGCUUAAAAGCAAGGCCUGACCUGCAGACUACAUGCAUAAGGACCCCCUAGAAAACAAAAUGGUUUGCCUAAGCACCUGCCACAGCAUUUUUAUUGCCUGGGUACCUGCCAUAAGGUCUACACUGGGGACUCCAUCAUUUUAAAUCUUAAAAGAUUUCUCAGGCCUUCAGUGGUAGAAUCUGUGUGGAAGAAGACAAGGUGAGGACUGGAAAUACCUCUGGGUCUUUCCAUCUUCGUCCAAUACUGAUUUUAGACUGACAUACCUGUGCCAACGUGAACUGACUGUUGGUGUUGACAGAGUGUUGGUGGUACAGACGCUCCCCGUUGCCAUCAGCAUGUGCCUAGAACUGCAGUCUACCCAAUGGCAUGUAUCCAAUAAGCCCAACUCCUGGGCACUUCCAAGUAAACCUGUAAGCUUCAAGCUUACCUUUGUAUCAGAUCAGCAUGCCUGGUCUGCAGCAGUUAUUCCAUGGUGAUGCACCAUUUCUUCUUCUGUAGUGUAUUCAUUCGAAUGCCACCAUCCAGGAUAUCUGUGCAGCUCUCAGCUGCUUUGUGAUCAAGACUGGAGUCUGCAGUCUGGAAACAAAGGCAAAAGUUUCAUCUGCAUGCUGCACUUUUAGAAACCUAGCAAUUAUAAGUAGAAACACAUCAGGUUUUGCUAAAAAGAUAGUUUUGCUUAGAUGUCCCAAGUGUUGUGCUUAUUAUUUAUUUGCUGAAUUCAGCUACUCUGUUGGGCUUUUGUCAACAGUGCACCUGCAAAAAACGACAGUAUGAAAGUUUUACUUGCUGUUUAAGUGAACUCUGAGGUAGCACAUUGAUAAAGUAUGAUUGCACUUAGCUCAGUUGAUUACCAUCCACAUGUCUUACAGAAGCAAAGCAUACCUGUAGUCAUUGCCCAGACUUUUUUGUUUUUCAUCGUCUAUGAGAGUGAAAAUGACUAAGUGGCUGCUACCCAGCUGAGGAGUCAGGCACUCCUGGGUCUGUGUCCGUGCUUUGCCACUAUCUGUUCUGUAACGUUGGGCAAGUUGUUGAAACUCUGUCCAUUUUGAAUGAAUUUAACUCAUGUAAAACACUGGAAUUGUACCAGGGUUGAAUUUGAGCCUUGGUGUCUCAGUUUCCACAUCUGUAAGAUGGGGAGAAUAUACCUUACCUACCUCGCAGGGUUGCUCUGAAGACUAGCUAAUGUUUGUAAAGCACUUAAAAAUGCAAAGACCCUCCUAGGUGCUAAGAAGAAAUACUACUGAACUCCGGCAGAGAGAAUGUUCUGUUUUUCCAUAGCUCUUCAUCUCACAAGAAGAGGAACACUGAACAUUGUUAGAUCAUGAACUCAUGGGACAAACCCUUGUCAUGGCCACGCUCCUACGAGGUUCACAUCCUGUGUCCUUUGGAGGUGAUGGCGAAAUUUUCAAGACCCAAGCAGUAAUAAACAGGCUAAAUGUUUGAGGGUCAGGAAUAAAGAGUUAAGUACUCUUCAGAAAUUCUCACUGGUGACUUGUACUGAGGGAAAUUGUAAUGCUGACAUGAGGCCUCGUUGUUCUUUUAGCCAUGGAUUGUACUCCAGUUACCAUGAGACAGCGGAGUAGGGGUUCCCAUCGCUGCCUGUAAAAUUAUGGUCAUGUCUCAGUUGCCAAUGGGAAUUUUAACCUACUUCAAGCUACUUCUUAUCAGAAUAAAACGACCUUAAUAAAUGAAUCUUUUACGUAAACAUGCAUAAUUGCUUGGGAACAUAAAGUUAUAUUGAUCAGACAAACUUUCUCUUUUCCCCUCCCAAUACAAACAACGUGGAGCCGGUCCUAGUUUUGAGAGAAAACUGAACUUAGAUCUUCUUAUCACAUAUGUUUACUCUUCCUUUGCCAUGGAGCCCUGGCUAAGCACACUGAUAACCCACUCUUCCCUUCUCUUGGAAGGGCUGAUACAAACAGCACCACUGAGUAGAGGACGGUGUUUUUUAAGAGCUUCCCUAACUGGUAGCAGCAGUGGAGACAGAAGACAACAAAGACAUCAAAGGGUUUGAGGGGUUCAUUAAGUCAAGGCAUCUACCAUUAGAAAUUCACCCUAUCCCAGUAUAUUCCUAGUUUCUGCUAGACACCUGCAAGUCAGGGCUACACAACUGACACCCAAGUUACAGCUGAGGUAUUACCCUCUUCUCCUCAGAUGAGAUGUAAGAAGCUGAAGAAAUGUCACACGCACUGAAAACCUCCACUGAAGACAUUAAUGUCUUGGAGCUGGGUGUGGAAUAGAGUUACCUUCACAACUUGCUUAGGCAGAUGCUGCUGCAUUCCACUGAAUUCAGUAAUAAAUUAAUGACCAAGACAAAAGAAGCAGGCUUUUGCUCAAAGUACCCUCUAAGGAAAUAAAAACCACCAGCAGACUUUUGCUUUCAGGGCAAUUGCUUCCUGGUCCACGCUGAGAACACUGAGGGCUAUGAAGUAGGGCUUCGCUAUUUCACGUGAAGGCCUUAGCACUUGUGGUUGUAGCUAGGAGUUAAUAGUAUGGAGAAACAGUUUAUAGCGAGUCAGCUCUGUCUGCUAGAGAUCCAAGCAUGCUUUUUAGUAAGAGAUAGCACAUUUAAGGGUCUGUGCAUGCAAUGAACAAAAAAACAUAAAGUGAAAUUUGUCUGGUUCUGAACAAAAAGUGUGAAUUUUCUCUUGGUUCUGUUGGGAGGGUUUGAAAAUUUACUCUUUGUACACUUUUGGAUGCUGAGUACUCUGUAUGUAACUACUAUGCAUUUUUAGGGGGAAAAAAAAGUGUGAGCUAUAAAUAAAGUUGAUUCUGAAUAAA
Molecule: messenger RNA, 8151 nt
Organism: Pogoniulus pusillus (Red-fronted tinkerbird)
Lineage: Eukaryota; Metazoa; Chordata; Aves; Piciformes; Lybiidae
Gene: PAQR9
Product: progestin and adipoQ receptor family member 9
Cellular component (GO): membrane
Molecular function (GO): signaling receptor activity
Source: RefSeq, a predicted model, not a curated record